Messenger RNA from Sinocyclocheilus grahami, 2428 nucleotides. RefSeq names its product armadillo repeat-containing protein 8. Gene Ontology annotation, biological process: proteasome-mediated ubiquitin-dependent protein catabolic process. The record is from RefSeq and is a predicted model, not a curated record. Bases 2 to 1897 code for a protein of 631 amino acids. Gene Ontology annotation, molecular function: protein binding. NCBI's taxonomy places the organism in Eukaryota, Metazoa, Chordata, Actinopteri, Cypriniformes, Cyprinidae. The transcript is spliced from 20 exons. Gene Ontology annotation, cellular component: GID complex.
CAUGAAGAAUGCCGUCAUCGGAAACAACAGACAGAAGGCCAACCUAAUUGUGCUGGGAGCCGUGCCAAGACUUCUGUAUCUUCUCCAGCAGAGCUCUUCUAGUCUGGAGCUGAGGACUGAAUGUGCGGUCGUGUUGGGAAGUCUGUCAAUGGGCACAGAGAACAACAUCAAGUCCCUGGUGGACUGUCACAUCAUCCCAGCCCUGCUUCAAGGUCUCUUGUGUUCUGAUCUGAUUUUCAUUGAGGCAUGUCUGCGCUGUUUAAGAACCAUCUUCAUCAGUCCAGUCACACCAGUGCAGCUGCUCUACACAGACCCCACUGUGAUCCCCCAUCUCAUGUCCCUGCUGAGUCGGUCACAGCACACACAGGAAUACAUCACGCAAAUCUUCGCCCACUGCUGCAAGACUCCAGAACAUCAGACGGUGUUGUUUAACCAUGGUGCCAUCCAGAACAUUGCUCCUCUGCUCAUCUCUCCCUCCUAUAAGGUACGAAUGCAGGCGUUGAAGUGUUUCUCAGUUUUGGCCUAUGAGAACGCUCAGGUCUCUAUGACACUGGUGAAUGUGCUUGUAGAUGGUGAGCAGCUCUCUCAGGUUUUUGUUAGAAUGAUGCAAAGGGACAAACCCAUCGAAAUGCAGCUUACAGCCGCCAAAUGUUUAACAUACAUGUGUCGAGCAGGAGCCAUCAGGACAGACGACAAUUGUAUUGUACUAAAGACUUUACCAUGCCUGGUGCGGAUGUGCAGUAAAGAGCGGUUACUGGAGGAGAGGGUGGAGGGGGCUGAGACGCUAGCCUACCUGAUGGAGCCGGACAUAGAACUACAGCGGAUUGCAAGUGUCACCGAUCACCUCGUGUCCAUGUUGGCUGACUACUUUAAAUACCCGAGCUCUGUCAGCGCCAUCACUGAUAUUAAGAGGUUGGACCAUGACUUGAAACAUGCACAUGAGCUGCGGCAAGCAGCCUUUAAACUUUAUGCCUCGCUGGGCUCCAAUGACGAGGACAUCAGGAAAAAGAUUACAGAGACGGAAAACAUGAUGGACAGGAUUGUUAGUGGCCUAUCAGAAUCUAGUAUCAAAGUACGGUUAGCAGCAGUCAGAUGUCUGCACAGUUUAUCACGGUCUGUACAACAACUAAGGACAAGUUUCCAUGAUCAUGCAGUAUGGAAGCCACUAAUGAAGUUGUUACAGAACGCACCAGAUGAGGUCCUGGUCAUGGCCUCUUCAACACUAUGCAACCUACUGCUGGAGUUUUCACCUAGCAAAGAGCCUAUCUUAGAGUCUGGGGUCAUUGAGUUACUAUGCAGCCUCACACAAAGUGACAGUCCAGCUCUAAGGGUCAACGGCAUCUGGGCUCUCAUGAACAUGGCCUUCCAGGCAGAUCAGAAAGUGAAGGUGGAGAUAGUUCAAGCUCUGGGCACAGAACAGCUUUUUCGACUCCUGUCUGAUCCUGAUACCAAUGUGCUCAUGAAAACAUUGGGGCUACUUCGAAACCUGCUCUCCACCCGGCCACAUAUAGACCAGAUCAUGAGCUCACAUGGGAAGCAGAUAAUGCAAGCGGUCACGCUUAUUCUGGAGGGAGAACACAGCAUAGAGGUCAAAGAGCAGACAUUGUGCAUAUUGGCCAAUAUUGCUGACGGAAACACUGCCAAGGAACUCAUUAUGACCAAUGACGACAUGCUCCAAAAAAUUAAAUAUUACAUGGGUCACUCCAAUGUGAAGCUGCAGCUGGCUGCCACCUUCUGCAUCUCUAACCUCAUCUGGAAUGAGGAGGACGGCUCACAAGAGAGACAAGACAAGCUAAGGGAGAUGGGCUUCGUUGAUAUCUUACACAAACUCACCCAGGCAUCAGAUCCCAACCUCUGUGACAGGGCAAAAACGGCGAUGCAGCAGUAUCUGGCAUGACCUUGAAGGAAGGCGGGAUACAGCCUCACUAACAAUCUCUAGGAGGAUCACAUCUCCUGUGUUUUUAUUUUAGAUUCGAGUUUCCUUUUGCUCUUCCUUUUGUUUUGUUGCACAAGACACCUUUUGUUGUGGAGACCCUGAACAGCUUCAGGAAAUCAGAGACACGGUUGCCAGGGGGCCACAGGCUUUCAGCUACGUUGGUUUAAUACGUUUUCUGCUGAACUCUUGGAACUAUUAUUUUUUUGGACUUAAUAUGAAGGAAAAAAAAGUUUCUCAACGUGUGUUGCAGCGCCAUCUGGUGGAUUGAGGCUUUGAUGCUUUGGACUCCCUUUGGAGAAAGCUGACUGAACUCUCAGUGCUACGCUUCUAGGAGCUUAGUCUCCUUAUUUUGGUUUGCUGAUUUACUAUUGAUAUUAUUAUUAUUAUAACUAUUAUUAUUUUAAUUGGGACUUUGACACAAGGUUAGAAAAAGACUGCUUGUUUUUGUUCUUUUUUGUGGAUACAUACCUCGUAAAUAUAUAUAAAUAUAAA